This is a messenger RNA of Suncus etruscus (white-toothed pygmy shrew), 3030 nucleotides long. It is a transcript of the gene PSD4, whose product is annotated as pleckstrin and Sec7 domain containing 4. Bases 1 to 2871 code for a protein of 956 amino acids. The transcript is spliced from 15 exons. Gene Ontology annotation, cellular component: ruffle membrane. The record is from RefSeq and is a predicted model, not a curated record. NCBI's taxonomy places the organism in Eukaryota, Metazoa, Chordata, Mammalia, Eulipotyphla, Soricidae. Gene Ontology annotation, biological process: regulation of ARF protein signal transduction. Gene Ontology annotation, molecular function: phospholipid binding; protein binding; guanyl-nucleotide exchange factor activity.
AUGGGCGACCACUGGUUGUCUGAAGCUUCGGAGCCCCCAGGACAUUUUGGUGCCUGUGAGGGAGACAACCUGCCCCCACAGCCCGAAUUCCUGCAGCCCAGGGCACCCUGCAGCCCUCCAGAGCGUGGGGUACAGAUGUGUGCCUUGGACCAUCCCACAUCUGCCAGACCUGAUGCUUCUUCCUGGGGCAGCCCUCCAGAGCAUGGAGCACAGACUUGGGCCAUGGACCCUCCAAUAUCUUCCAGGCCUGAUGCUUCUCCCUGGGACUCCAGCAGGGAUGCACCGGGAGAGGCCUGUUCCCCAGUGGCCCAGAGCAGCUCCACGCAGGUGGUAUUCUGGGCUGGUAUCCUGCAGGCUCAGAUGUGUGUGUUGGACCUGGAGGAGGAGCUGGAAAAGACAGAUGGGAUCCGAGCAGAGCUGAGACGCUGUGUCCCUACCACGCCUUUAGGUUUUAGCCACCCUAUGGAGGAGGCCUGCGAAGAAGACAGCAGCAGUGGGCCCGAGAGUGGCAGCGAGCUGAAGGGUGGCAGCGAGCCCGAGGAUGCACCAGAUUCGUCUCCAGAGUGGGGUGCUGAGGAGGAGAGCGUGUUUUUUGACAACCCUCUCUUUCUGGAGAGCCCGAGCUCCGACACCAGUGCUUCUGGGGCGCACUUUUCCUGGGCCUUCCCUGACUGCCUGAAUAUCAGGAACCCCGAGACAUUGGAAAGCUUGGUACCUGAAGCUGGGGAACCCGAGGAUGCAGGAGGCGAGCCAGAUGGUGGGGACAGCCUGGCUGACUCUGGGGGGCCGACGACCCCGCCAUUCCCUGUGCCCACCUACAAACUUCACUCCUUUUCCUGGGCUGCCCUGAACACCACAGGUGGGCCUCUGGAUGCGCCCAUUGACUGGAAAGAGAAAGAGGACCUGUCCUGCUCUCAAAGGAGGGUCCUGCUGAUGGAAGAAGGUCCUUCCUGGCUACCUCCAGAGCCUUCUUGUUCUGAGAACAGAGGCUCUUCAUUGGGUGAAGAGAUUGCUUCGUGUCCUUCAGCCUCUGUUCUCAGCACCUCAACCCCUGGCCCUUGGGGGAGUCCAGCUUCUUCGCCUGAGCCCAGCAGCCCUGAAUCUGUGAGCAGAAACUCCAGUGCCAGGCCCAGCCCACUGACCUCAGGGCAAGGCAGCCCACAGCUUCAGAGACCGUACCGGGAUCACGGGACCCCCAGAAGGACAUUAGAUGCUCCGUGCCCAGUGCUUUUGACCACUGACGGAACAGAGCUAAGUUCCCAGGACACAGAGGAGGCAGAGGAAGCCCUAGAUCCGUGCACAGAGCUCACUAGUGAAGAUCCAGCCAGCACCAUAGGGACUGGAGCCUCCCAGCCCCUAGCCACAAGGCUUGCUGAAGGCCCCAUGCCCCAAGACCCCAACCCAGAAGCUGGGCAGAGGCCACACACAGGAGACAAGCUGGCAAAUGGGGUGAGGCCUGACAGGAGGGCCUGGAACCUGGCAUCUCGUCUUUUCCACCUGGAGGGCUUCCGCAAGUCAGAAGUUGCUGCCUACCUGCGGAAGAACAAUGACUUCAGCAGGGCCGUGGCUGAGGAAUACUUAUCCUUCUUCCAGUUUGGAGGCCAGAGCCUGGACCGUGCUCUCCGGAGCUUCCUGCAGGCACUUGUGCUCAAUGGGGAGACUCAGGAGCGAGAGAGGAUCCUCUACCAGUUCUCCCGGCGCUUCCAUUACUGCAACCCCGGGGUCUUCCCCUCUGUGGACUGUGUCCACACCUUGACCUGUGCCAUCAUGCUCCUCAACACAGACCUGCAUGGACAGAACAUUGGGAAGAGCAUGAGCUGCCAGGAAUUCAUCAACAACCUGCAGGGGCUGCAAGAUGGCCGGGACUUCCCCAAGGAACUGCUAAAGGCCCUCUACUGGUCCAUCCGGAGUGAAAAGCUGGAGUGGGCUAUGGAUGAGGAAGAUGCAGCCAGACCUGAGAAGGCCCAACCACUGCCACUGGUGGGCAAACUGAGUAGCCCUCUCCUGCAGCUGGCACAGGACCCCCUGGCGCCCACCUAUAAGCAGGGCAUCCUGGCCCGCAAGAUGCACCAUGACGCUGAUGGCAAGAAGACGCCAUGGGGCAAGCGUGGCUGGAAAAUGUUCCAUACUAUGCUCCGGGGGAUGGUCCUCUACUUCCUGAAGGGAGAGGACCACAGUCUCGAAGGAGAGAACCUGGUCGGGCAGCUGGUGGAUGAGCCGGUGGGAGUGCACCACUCCCUGGCCUCGGCGGCCACCCAUUACACCAAGAAGCCAUAUGUCUUCCAGCUGCGGACAGCUGACUGGCGCCUCUACCUCUUCCAGGCCCCCACCGCCAAGGAGAUGGGCUCCUGGAUUGCACGCAUCAACCUGGCCGCGGCCACGCAUUCGGCACCACCCUUCCCGGCUGCAGUGGGCUCCCAGCGCAGAUUCAUCCGGCCCAUCCUGCCCAUGGGGCCUGCCCACAGCUCUCUGGAGGAACAGCAUCGGGCCCAUGAAAACUGCCUGGAUGCUGCCGCUGAUGACCUGCUGGACCUGCAGAGGAAACUACCGGAACGGCGUGGCCGGAACCGAGAGCUGGAGGAGUACCGCCUGCGGAAGGAGUAUCUGGAACAUGAGAAAAGCCGCUAUGAGACUUACGUGCGACUGUUGGUGAGCCGCCUACACUGCCCUGAUGACCUGGAUAUGUGGGAGGAGCAGCUAGCCAGGGAAGCUGGUGGCCAGCGGGAGCCCAAGCCUAGCCUGAAGAAGUCACACUCCAGCCCAUCCCUGCACCAGGACGAGGCCCCCACCACCGCCAAGGUGAAACGCAACAUCUCGGAGCGAAGGACUUACCGCAAGAUCAUCCCCAAGCGGAACCGCAACCAGCUGUGAAACCAGUACCCCUCACCGGCGAGGCUUGCCCUGUGCUCUGGGCCCAACCUGCCGUGGGUGAGAUCUGGGCUUUGCCCCACAGGGUCUGAGACCUCAGCCCUUGCCCACGAGGCUCAUCUGUCUGCUCUGAGGGUCUCCAUUGCUGUGUACCCAUGGCUA